Molecule: messenger RNA, 378 nt
Organism: Cariama cristata (Red-legged seriema)
Lineage: Eukaryota; Metazoa; Chordata; Aves; Cariamiformes; Cariamidae
Product: C-type lectin domain family 4 member D-like
Exons: 5
Source: RefSeq, a predicted model, not a curated record
AUGAUGAUCGAUACCGAUGAAUAUCAGGACAUCGUGAGCCCAGCAGAAGAGAGAAGCUGUCCCUGGCUGAACCCCUGGGUCUUCCUUGUUUCUGUCCUUGCCAUCAAAACUGCCUUUGUAAUCAUCUGCCUUGUUGUUUUCCUUCACGGAAGCUAUGGCCAGUACAAGACUCUGCUCCAGAGUGGUACAGAGUGGCACUGCGUCCCCAACGUACCUGCAGGCAAAAAGGAGGGCUGGACAUGCUGUCCCAACGGCUGGAGACGCUUUCAAGACAAGUGCUAUUAUCUGUGCACCGAUACGAUGUCCUGGGUUGAGAGUCAGCAGAACUGCACCGGGAUGGGCUCCCACCUGGUGGUGAUCAACAGCAGAGAAGAGCAG